Cercocebus atys (sooty mangabey) is the source of this 2644-nucleotide messenger RNA. It is a transcript of the gene GPR89A, whose product is annotated as G protein-coupled receptor 89A. The record is from RefSeq and is a predicted model, not a curated record. Gene Ontology annotation, biological process: intracellular pH reduction. Gene Ontology annotation, cellular component: Golgi cisterna membrane. Bases 826 to 2226 code for a protein of 466 amino acids. Gene Ontology annotation, molecular function: voltage-gated monoatomic anion channel activity. Lineage: Eukaryota; Metazoa; Chordata; Mammalia; Primates; Cercopithecidae. The transcript has 14 exons.
GGCUCAAGCGAUUCUCUGGCCUCAGCCUCCCUAGUAGCUGGGAUUACAGGCAUGCGCCACCACUCCCGGCUAAUUUUGUAUUUUCAGUACAGACGGGGUUUCUCCAUGUUGGUCAGGUUAGUCUCGAACUUCCGACCUCAGGUGAUCCGCCCGCCUCGGCCUCCCCCAAGUGCUGGGAUGAGCUACUGUGCCGGGCCUGUAAAAUCUCUUAAAAGUGUGGUACACGGAGUGCAGUACUCCACCUGUGGCCUGACUAAUAUGCAGUACAAUAUUAUCACUAAAUUGCUACAGACGGUGUGCUUUUCGUUGUUGUCACACAAAUGUAUUUGGUUAGUUAUAUUUGUUAACGUCUCGUCUGACUUUCCAGUCUUUCCUCACUUUGUACAGUCAUAUUUGCCGAGUCAAGUAAAAGUUAUAACAUUUAGGACACAAUGCCUGACUUACUAUAAUUACCAUUAUUAUCUUAUGAUCUUUAAAAAACAGAAUUGCCACUUAGGUCUCAGGCCCUACCUCCUUCAGCCUCCGAAAUGUUAAAGUUACCUUGCACUGCAUGCUUACAGUAUCGCCCCUAAAAAGCCCCGCUCCUGGGGCCUCCGCGGCUGGAGCCUAGCGUUUGCCCCACCCACGCCGAGCCCGAGGCGGGGCUCCGGAUGUAGCCGCUGAUUGGCUGGCUGGGGCGCAGCUUGAUGGCGUCGGGCUGGUAGAGCCGCAGUCCCGGCUGCGGCACCAGGGAGAAGGCGGACUGUGUAAGGGGGCCUGUGACCCCAGCGUGCCGUGGCCUCGGGGAGUGGGAAGUGGAGGCAGGAGCCCUCCUUACACUUCGCCAUGAGUUUCCUGAUCGACUCCAGCAUCAUGAUUACCUCCCAGAUACUAUUUUUUGGAUUUGGGUGGCUUUUCUUCAUGCGCCAAUUGUUUAAAGACUAUGAGAUACGUCAGUAUGUUGUACAGGUGAUCUUCUCUGUGACAUUUGCAUUUUCUUGCACCAUGUUUGAGCUCAUCAUCUUUGAAAUCUUAGGAGUAUUGAAUAGCAGCUCACGUUAUUUUCACUGGAAAAUGAACCUGUGUGUAAUUCUGCUGAUCCUGGUUUUCAUGGUGCCUUUUUACAUUGGCUAUUUUAUUGUGAGCAACAUCCGACUAUUGCAUAAACAACGACUGCUUUUUUCCUGUCUCUUAUGGCUGACUUUUAUGUAUUUCUUCUGGAAACUAGGAGAUCCCUUUCCCAUUCUCAGCCCAAAACAUGGGAUCUUAUCCAUAGAACAGCUCAUCAGCCGGGUUGGUGUGAUUGGAGUGACUCUCAUGGCCCUCCUUUCUGGAUUUGGUGCUGUCAACUGCCCAUACACUUACAUGUCUUACUUCCUCAGGAACGUGACUGACACAGAUAUUCUAGCCCUGGAACGGCGACUGCUCCAAACCAUGGAUAUGAUCAUAAGCAAAAAGAAAAGGAUGGCAGUGGCACGGAGAACAAUGUUCCAGAAAGGGGAAGUGCAUAACAAACCAUCAGGUUUCUGGGGAAUGAUAAAAAGUGUUACCACUUCAGCACCAGGAAGUGAAAAUCUUACUCUUAUUCAACAGGAAGUGGAUGCUUUGGAAGAACUAAGCAGGCAGCUUUUUCUGGAAACAGCUGAUCUGUAUGCUACCAAGGAGAGAAUAGAAUACUCCAAAACUUUCAAGGGGAAAUACUUUAAUUUUCUUGGUUACUUUUUCUCUAUUUACUGUGUUUGGAAAAUUUUCAUGGCUACCAUCAAUAUUGUUUUUGAUCGAGUUGGGAAAACGGAUCCUGUCACAAGAGGCAUUGAGAUCACUGUGAAUUAUCUGGGAAUCCAAUUUGAUGUGAAGUUUUGGUCCCAACACAUUUCCUUCAUUCUUGUUGGAAUAAUCAUCGUUACAUCCAUCAGAGGACUGCUGAUCACUCUUACCAAGUUCUUUUAUGCCAUCUCUAGCAGUAAGUCCUCCAAUGUCAUUGUCCUGCUGUUAGCACAGAUAAUGAGUCACUUCUGGAUUAAUUCAUUUGACUUACAGGGCAUGUACUUUGUCUCCUCUGUGCUGCUGAUCCGAAUGAGUAUGCCUCUAGAAUACCGCACCAUCAUCACUGAAGUCCUUGGAGAACUGCAGUUCAACUUCUAUCACCGUUGGUUUGAUGUGAUCUUCCUGGUCAGCGCUCUCUCUAGCAUACUUUUCCUCUACUUGGCUCACAAACAGGCACCAGAGAAGCAUAUGGCACCUUGAACUUAAGCCUACUACAGACUAUUAGAGGCCAGUGGUUUCAAAAUUUAGAUCUAAGAGGGGGAAAAAAUGGAACCAGGGCCUGACGUUUUAUAAACAACAAAAUGCUGUGGUAGCAUUUUUCACCUCAUAGCAUACUGUUUCCCGGUCGGGUGACCAUGAGUAGCAUCAGCCAGAACAUGAGAAGGAGAAGUAACUCAAGACAGUACUCAGCAGAGAGCGUCCCGUGUGGAUUUGAGGCUGGUGCAAAGGCGGAGAGGAGCCAAGAAACUAAAGGGAAAAAAUACACUGGAACGCUGGGGCAAGAGAUAUCUAUGGUAGCUGGGCCAAACACAUAGGAUUUCCGUUUUAAGGUUCACAUGGAGAAGGUUAUAGCUUUCCCUUGAGAUUGACUCAUUAAAAUCAGAGAUUGUAACAAACA